CAGCGUGCUAAGGUAGCCUUUUUCGUUAAAGAAAAGAAUACUAACGUAGACUUUGUCCAAAAUUUCACAACAUAACUCCGUAUCACCAAGUCAACAAAACCAUAGUCCAUUUAUUUCUUCAACACGCUAUUUUUCCUUUCUCAAAAUUGACUUCAAACAAUCUACCUACCUAUACACAAAACCAUUUCAUGCUCCAAAACCAAACCCAUCAUCACUACUUCGAAACCAAAACAGAAACACAAAAACAGAGAAUAUGAGAAAGAGAGGAGAAAACAAGAACAGAUUCUUUAGAAUCAUUACCAUGCCUCUAAAAGUUUUAGGCAAGGCUCGUGACCUCUACAUGCGAAGCAUCACAGGCUGCGCAGCUCGCACUCACUACUCCUCAGCCGAUGCCGUCUCCAUUCCCUUUCCGAGAAGCCGAAGCACCUCCUCAGCCUUCUCCUCCACCACCUCUUCGCGGAGGAUGUCUUCCGAUUUCACCUUCGACGAUGACUACAGCGAGCUGGUCAGAGCUGCUUCCGUUAGGAGUUUAGGUCAUAAGAACGAGAUUGACAUGAUCAGACACCAGCAACUUCAGCAGCGGCAAGAAAAUCGCGUGGCGGUGGGAGCGGUUGCGGCUGCAAAAGGAGGUUUGCCAAAGAGCUCAAGUGUAGGGAUGCCAAUGGCGAGGAUUGAUGAAGAAAAUGAAGAAGAGAGAUCACUGAAGAAUCAUAAGAAAGGAUCUGAUUUCUUAUACCCUCGUAGCAGAUCACACGCGGUUACUAUUAGAGGAUCCAAGUUUUAAUUUACUAAUUAUAUAAGUCUCAUUUUUAGUUUUAAAGAAGUAUGAUUCUUGAAAAUUUACGUUGGGGGGGAUUAAGGAGAAGACAGAAAAUGAUCGCGAGGUAUAGUGUUAUAGAUUUGUACCAAAGGAAGCUAUUUAAAAAUAUUUUUAA
Brassica napus (rape) is the source of this 935-nucleotide messenger RNA. RefSeq lists its product as uncharacterized. The record is from RefSeq and is a predicted model, not a curated record. NCBI's taxonomy places the organism in Eukaryota, Viridiplantae, Streptophyta, Magnoliopsida, Brassicales, Brassicaceae. The transcript has a single exon. Bases 254 to 784 code for a protein of 176 amino acids.